CUCCGCCACUAGCUUCAAUUCAACUCCCUGUGGACAGGCUCGAGUCGGCUCCAGCCCAGAUCUUCUUCGCUACUCACCUCACUUCCAUUCUUCAUUCUUCCCAGUUGUGGACUGGUGCAUCCUUUUCGCCGACUGAUUCUCCAAUUCCCUUUCCAUUUUCUUUCCUACUUCUUUCUCCCUGCUUUGGGCAUUUCCUUCCCUCGUAAUCUCCGCGAAGAAGAGUGACCCGCUACCUCAGUGCGUGGAUCGCACUUUUUCCCUCACAUGGACAACGCGGCCGAUAGUGAUAUGCUCGUCGACGAAUAUGAGCAGUAUCACCAAGACAGAACCGACGAUGUCGUCGUCUCCCGCUCCGGAUCGGACGAACCGGAGUCGGAGCCCUCCGCGGAUGACCAUGCAGCAAUGAUGGCUCGGGUCCUCCCGAAAGACCCGGAUUUGGAAAUUGAAGAUGAGACAUAUCACACAUGGCAUAUCCAGGAUUGGCGGAAGUUGAAGAAGAAGGAGCACGGCCCGGUCUUUCAGUGCGCGGGCUUCCCUUGGCGGAUCCUGUUCUUCCCCUAUGGAAACCAUGUUGAGCAUGCCUCAUUCUACCUGGAGCAUGCUUGGGACGGCGAACCGCCGGCAAACUGGUACGCCUGCGUGCAGUUUGCACUCGUCCUCUCGAAUGUGAACGAUCCCUCCAUCUACGUUCACCACGUCGCGACCCACCGGUUCCAUGCGGAGGAGGGAGACUGGGGCUUCACUAGAUUUUGCGAACUGCAUAGACUUUUCAGCCGGCCGUGGGAGGGGCGUGGUGUGCCUCUUGUGCAGAAUGAUGAAGCUAGAGUCACGGCCUACGUGCGUGUGGUCAAGGACCCGACGGGUGUCUUAUGGCACAACUUCCAGAAUUAUGACUCGAAGAAGGAAACCGGCAUGGUUGGUUUGAAGAACCAAGGAGCAACAUGUUACCUCAAUUCGCUCUUGCAGUCCUUGUAUUUUACCAAUCGAUUUCGCAAGGCCGUCUACGAAAUCCCAACCGAGGCUGAGGCCUCACGUGACAACAGCGCUUGGACACUUCAGAGGUUGUUCUUUAACCUUCAGACCUGCGAGAACUCGGUGUCCACCACGGAGCUGACCGCAUCUUUCGGCUGGGAAUCUCGGCAGAUCUUCGAACAACAAGAUGUCCAGGAGUUGUCGAGAAAGCUCAUGGAGAGACUGGAGGAAAGGAUGAAAGGCACGCCGGCCGAGAAGGCGCUGCCGGAGCUUUUCGUUGGAAAAACGAAAACCUACAUUUCCUGUAUCAACGUUGACUACGAAUCGUCGCGCGUGGAAGAUUUCUGGGAUAUCCAGCUGAAUGUUCGCGGCAACAAGACGCUCGAUGAUAGUUUCAAGGACUACAUUCAAGUGGAAACCCUGGAAGGAGAGAACAAGUACGAUGCUGGUCAACCCUACGGUCUCCAAGAUGCCAAGAAGGGUGUCAUCUUCGAGAGCUUCCCUCCGGUCCUACACCUUCACUUGAAGCGCUUCGAGUACGAUAUCAACCGCGAUGCUAUGAUGAAGAUUAAUGACCGUCACGCUUUUCCUAUGGAGUUUGAUGCCACUCCAUACCUCUCCAAUGACGCCGACAAGUCCGAGCCCUGGAUUUACGAGCUGCACGGUGUGCUGGUUCACAGCGGCGAUUUGAAUGCCGGCCACUAUUACGCCUUCCUCAAGCCUACCAAGGACGGGUUCUGGUACAAGUUCGACGAUGACCGCGUGACUCGGGCUACGGACAAGGAGGUGCUGGAGGAGAACUAUGGAGGCGAAUAUGAGCUGGCCAACGGAGCAGCUGGAGUCAGACAACCCUACACUCGUGGCUUGUCUACGAAACGCUCAAUGAACGCCUACAUGCUGGUCUAUAUUCGCAAGACCAGACUGGACGAUGUGCUUUUGCCCAUCACCAAGGAAGACGUUCCUUCCCACAUCGAAAAACGUCUCGUGGAGGACCGGGCGGAGCAACUUCGCCGGAAGAAAGAGAGGGAAGAGGCCCACCUCUACAUCAACGUUGGGGUGUUGACCGAAGAGACUUUCCAGGCUCACCACGGAUUCGAUUUGACAAGCAAUGACUUGCCCGCCGACGAUCCUGCACUCCCGACGCAGUACAAGGUAUUGCGGGCUAAGAAGGUCGGUGAAUUCGCAGAGCAGCUGGCAGAAGAGAGGGGCCUCAACCCUACUCACGUCCGCUUCUGGGUUAUGGUCAACCGCCAAAAUAAGACCACCCGUCCUGACCAGGUCAUUCCGGAUCCUAAGAUGACUCUUGAGGAAGCUUACAACCGGUUCAGCACCAAAGGCAACCCUUUCAAGGUGUUUAUGGAGGUUGGCAAGCCAUCAGCCGAUGGAACUGUGACCUGGCCCGAUAAAGAAUCGAUCCUGGUCUUCCUCAAGCAAUUCGAUGCCCCUACGCAGACACUGAGCGGCGUGGGUCCCGUGUAUGUCCGCAAAACGCAGAAAGUGAACGAACUUGCCCCCGUCAUUCUCGAACGGAUGGGCUGGCCCGUUGGUACCGAGUUUAUGCUGUAUGAAGAGAUCAAGCAUAACAUGAUCGAGGUCAUGAAGCCCAAGCAGACCUUCCAGCAAUCUGAGAUUCAGGAUGGCGACAUCCUCACCUUCCAGAAGCAGAUCAAGGAGUCUGAACUGCCACCAACAGCAUUGUACACAGACGCGAAGCAGUUCUACGAUUACCUACUGAACAAGAUCACCGUCACCUUCGCUCCGCUGAAAUCCGAGGAGGGUGACGAAUUCACCCUUACUCUGAGCCGAAAGAUGACUUAUGACCAGUUCUCGAAGAAGGUUGGCGAGCAUCUGAACGUGGAGCCCACGCACAUUCGCUAUGCGCCGGUCUUGGCAAGCACCGGCAAACCUAAGCAGUUCAUCAAGCGGAACCCCAACCAGAACAACCAGACGCUGUACCACAUCCUCAGCGGGCAGAUGUCCACUUAUGGGUACAGCAUGCAUCGCCAGGACGCCCUGUACUAUGAGGUGCUAGAAACAAGUUUGAGCGAUUAUGAGUCGAAGAUCUGUCUCAAGGUUACGUGGCUUCCGGAAGGCAUCACAAAAGAGCAAGUCGUGGAGGUUCUCGUUCCCCGCGAUGGUACCAUUGCCGACGUCAUUGCCGGCGUGCAGAAGAAGGCCAAUUUGGAGGACGACGGAGACAUCCGUGUAUAUGAAACUCACGGAGGCAAGAUCUACCGGGAGUUCCAACCGGACUCGAAGAUCGCGGGUAUCAACGAAUUUGUGACCCUCUAUGCGGAGAAAUACCCCGAGGAGGAGCUCAACAUGCAAGAGGGCGAGCGGACCCUCAACGCGUUCAACUUCGACCGGGAGGUCAGCCGACCGCAUGGCGUGCCCUUCAAAUUUGUCAUGAAGCCAGGCGAGAUCUUCAAGCAGACCAAGGAGCGUCUUUCUAAACGAACUGGAAUUAAGGGCAAGCAAUUUGAGAAGAUCAAGUUUGCUGUUGUGCCUCGGAACAUGUAUACCAACCUACGAUACCUUGAGGAUGAUGAUAUCCUUUCCGACGUCGUCGGUGACUCGGACGACCUUCUGGGUCUCGAGCAUGUAAAUAAGAACCGCAGCUUUUGGAGCCGGAGCGAGUCAUUCUUCAUUCGAUAGAUAUGAGGCUUGUUUUGAUGGUAUUGCUUAUCCUUUGCCUGUUUUUGCUGGACAAAGUCCUCUUCAGUUGACUGGGGCUCAUCGGGUUAUCAGACUUGACCAACUAGCAGCCCCUGGUCGCGAAGAGUUGAAACUUUAUAGUUAUGUUAUAUGCCUACGAACAGUGCGGAUGUUUCAUAUCCUUGCGAUGGCAGUCUUGUUGUCUGUUACUUUAGGUAGAAGGGCGGGCCUAGCAGCCGUAGUCCCCCAAGGUCGCUCUAGUCAGU
This is a messenger RNA of Aspergillus homomorphus CBS 101889, 3893 nucleotides long. RefSeq names its product ubiquitin-specific protease UBP15. The record is from RefSeq and is a predicted model, not a curated record. Lineage: Eukaryota; Fungi; Ascomycota; Eurotiomycetes; Eurotiales; Aspergillaceae. Gene Ontology annotation, cellular component: cytosol; nucleus. Gene Ontology annotation, molecular function: cysteine-type deubiquitinase activity; protein binding; cysteine-type endopeptidase activity. Gene Ontology annotation, biological process: regulation of protein stability; protein deubiquitination. The coding region runs from base 265 to 3627 and encodes 1120 amino acids. The transcript has 11 exons.